UGUCAUUUGUCAAAAAGUUUUUUUUUAUAAUUUUUAAUUAAUUAAAAAAUGUACAAUAAAACGAAUAGAUUCGGUGUUCCAAUUAAACCUCAAACUUCAAGUUUAGUAGGUCCAACAACUUAUACAGUGAUAUGCAAAUCGCAAUUAAAAAAUCAAGUACCUUUCUUGAGUUCUGCAGAAUUGAAAUCAUCGUUUUUCAAUAAAUCUUUUUGCGAUACUUAUUAUCGAUUACCAGAAGUAAAAAAUACUCUAUUAGCUUGUUCUCCAAGUUAUACCGCCCCCAGGACGAGCCAAUACGGAACCGAAUCACCUGGUCCAGCCGCCCACGAAGUUAAACCCGUAAAAUGUUAUACUCAAGCCGAUCGGAUUGCCGACAAACAGGUACUAAGAAAAUUAUAUGCAUGUAGGGUACCGUACACGUUAGUUGGUACGGGACCUUCAAUACCAACGAAAAUAAACGAGAACGGUUAUGAUGUGGGUCCUUACGGAGACGUCACGCCCAUACCACCUACUGAUCACGACACCACGUUAGGUCCAGCCCGUUAUUCGGUCGUUAAGAAAUCACGAUAUGACAGUUUAUACAGAGGCAUCGAUUGGUCGGUAGGUAAAACGCGUAGAGAAUUCUAUAAUAUCGACUCUAAUAUACCCGGCCCGGCCGAAUACAACGUGAAGAUACCUACCUGCCCUAGGGAUAAAGAAAACGAUGAAUUCCGCGAGAUGGCGCGACUAUUCACUUAUAUACCAAGGUUUCUAGAUAAACAAGACAUGAUAUCUAGAAAGAAUAAUUAUCCAGGUCCUGGUGACUACGAUAUUACCAAAUAUGAAUCUUGUAAGCGAUGUCCUCCAUUGGAACGUACAGCUUUUUUCAGUGGUACCAAAAGAUUUAAAUAUAAAACUAACGAUUCUCCAGCAGCGUCUGCUUACUUUUAUAAACCAUCUAAAUAUAACGUAUCCAAGUUAGGAAUACCGUUUGGAGUUGGAAGUUCGAGGUUUCCUAAGAAAAAGGAAGCGCCAACUCCAAGUCCGGCUGAUUACGAUAUAAAAGGGAUAAUAAGAGAAAAGUUGGAAAAAAACCUUCAAUAUGCCGAUCAGAAACCCCCCUUCGGUAAAUCUGCUCGUAGAGUCACGAUAGAAAUAUCCAAGGAUGUUCUGAAUACCCCUUCCCCUCAACUUUAUACUAUCCAAUGUGUACCAGCUUGUAAAUUAUAUACUACAAGUACUUUUAAAUCUAAAAUAGCGAGAUUUCCCAAACAAUGCAGAACGUUAGAAGGCGCGCCUGGGCGUUACAACGAUAUGGAAUCAUUUAAUAAAGUAAAAAACAAAAAAUCCUACAACGUAUCAAAAGUAUCUUUCAAUUCGAAAUGUCCGAAAAAAAAUAUCAUCGAUAAAAAUAUUUCUAAUAAUGCCUCUCCAGCAUCUUACGAAACUGGGAUACGGUCGUCAAACAAAGGUUUCUUAGUACCAAAGUCGCCCAGAUGGAAGGAACCCAAAGAUAAAUUUCCUGGACCUGGUUCUUAUUUGCUUCAUCCAAGUUAUUGUACCGGUAUGUACAACGCUUACAAGACUCAUAAUCUAUUGUUGAAAGAAGAUGUUUUGAAGAUGUCUUUGAGAUCACAUCCGAAAACUACUUGGGCCAAAUGGGCUAGCGAAUUGAAAAAGAAGAAGAAAAUGCGGUGGUUUGUCAAUGAAGGUAAAGGAUAUAUACACUGCCAUAAAGAUUUGACUAUGUAUAAAAACUAAAAUAAAAUUUGAUUGUAUUAAUAAAUUUUUUUGGAACGCGAGGUUUUAAUUCAUAAAA
This is a messenger RNA of Diorhabda carinulata, 1798 nucleotides long. RefSeq names its product sperm-tail PG-rich repeat-containing protein 2-like. The transcript is spliced from 10 exons. The record is from RefSeq and is a predicted model, not a curated record. Lineage: Eukaryota; Metazoa; Arthropoda; Insecta; Coleoptera; Chrysomelidae. Bases 49 to 1740 code for a protein of 563 amino acids.